AUGACUGGCUAUAGAUUGGGUGUUGACGUCGGCGGCACUUUCACCGACGUUUGUGUCUUCACUCCCAACGGGGAGACCGUCCGAGCAAAAGUUCCGUCCACGGUUCAUGACCAAAGCAUUGGAGUCAAAGAUGGUAUCGCCAAGGUUCGGGAGAUACUGCAAAGUAGAUCUGGCUGGGACGGGAAAUUUGACUUUAUCCAUCACGGAACCACAACUGCGACAAAUGCGGUUCUCGAGGGGAAAGGCGCCAAACACUCGGCUCUGAUUGUCACUGCAGGCCAUAAGGAUAUUCUUGCCCUCAGACGAUCUCAUAUUCCCGGUGCCUUGGGUGCUUGGAUCAAUUUCGUGCCCCCUGAACCAGUGGUGCCGCUGGAAAGAACUGUGCAAUGUUCCGAACGUGUGUCUGCAACGGGCGAAUUAAUCCAGGAAGUCGACGCACGCAAGUUGCGACUAGAUUUGGCAGAGCUGAAGCACCAGGUCCCGGAAUCAGUUACCAUCAGCUUGAUAAAUUCUUAUGCGAACAGGAUUAAUGAAGACGCUGUACGUGGCAUCGUCAGGGAGGAGCUCGGCCCUGAAGUCGAAAUCGUUUGCUCUACUGAUGUCCUUCCAGAGACCGGAGAGUACGAAAGGACGGUCACAGCAGCCGCAAAUGCGAUGGUGAAACCCAUCGUCAAGAGAUACCUUUCGGGCCUCCAAAACCUUUUGAAGGACGACAGCUCCAUAAUCCGUGUGUUGAAGAGCGAUGGUGCGAUGACGUCACUGGAAUUAGCAGGGGACGUUCCAGUUAACUGCCUUAUGUCUGGACCGGCUGGUGGCGUUCGUGGAAUCGCCGACGUUGUAGCCAAAAACACACCUUACAAAAACUUAAUCACUCUCGAUAUUGGCGGCACCUCCACGGAUGUUGCCAUUAUCGUAGAUGGAUCCCCCUCAGUCCGUCGUGAGACCGUUAUUGAUAAUCUCACUGUUCGGGCCCCUUCUGUUGACGUUCGAUCAGUUGGAGCCGGAGGUGGGUCAAUUGCUCGAUAUGUUGAUAUUACAUCGACGUUGAGAGUGGGCCCUGAAAGUGCUGGAGCGACUCCCGGACCGGCUUGCUAUGGUGCAGGAGGGAAAGACCCAACCGUCUCAGAUGCAAACCUAAUUCUAGGAUAUUUGCCGUCCAAAUUACUUGGAGGAAGCUUCGAGUUGGAUGUUGCUGCAGCCGAGGCCGCGAUAGACGGUCUAGCAGCACAGAUGAAUCUGCCGCGCGAAAAAACCGCUGAAGGCAUCAUCAGUAUGAUCAAUGAGACAAUCUACGGAGCUGUGAGACUGGUAUCCGUAGAACGAGGCCAUGACCCUCGAGGCUUUGCUCUAGUUGCCUAUGGAGGAGCAGGACCCAUGCAUGCGAAUGCCGUGGGAAAGCUGCUGGGGGCCUGGCCAGUUAUCGUUCCUCCUGCUCCAGGCGUUCUUUGUGCCCAGGGAGAUGCCACGACAAAGAUGAGCCACGCUCUAUCGAGAUCGUAUAUUAAAUCACUUUCUGACAUCGACGCAGACGAGUUACAAAAGGUAUAUAGUGACCUGGAGCAGUCCUGUGUCCAGGUGAUGAUCAGUCAAAUCCAUGAUCUUUCUGAAGACCGACUCAUCAAGAAUUAUGAGAUUGAUGUGCGAUACAAAGGCCAAUCACUAACGCUCACCAUUCCGCUCUCCUAUGACGACACCAGAGCUUCUUCCAAAUCAUUUUCUGAGAUACUGCACUCCAAAUUCGAUGCACUCCAUGAUCAGCAAUUUAAAUAUUCCCUUCCAUCAUUCGAGCUCGAAGUCAUGCGCCUCGGUGUUAUAGUUAUUGAUGGCGCCGCCGAUAUUGAAAUAGCUCUAGCUGAAGCCAAUGAGGUGUCAGGGGGUAAUACCCCUCCUCAAUCGGCGCUCAGGGAGAAAUCAAUGAUCAUAUUUGAGGGGAAACAGUACGAAGCUCAUAUCUGGGAUCGGAGUAAGAUUACAAAAAAAGGAUACGUGGUUGAAGGACCCUGCGUGGUAACCGAGAUGGAUUCUAAUACCCUCAUUCUCCCCGGAUAUUAUGGCGAGAUUGACUCCAUGGGAAACAUCCUGAUUAGACCGUUGGAGACUAAAAAAGAGGAAGAUAGGAAUCCAACUUCACAUACUCCACAAUCUGCGACAGAACUAGUCGCGAAGGAACCUUUGAUAUCAACAUUGAUAUCGGCCUCGUUGCAAUCAAUUAGAGAGGAGAUGGAUCGCCUUAUGCUUCGAUGUGCUAUGUCACCUGCGAUUAGAGAUCAGCAAGAUGAAUUCAACGUCGUAACUAACCCGAAAGGGGAGAUGCUUGUUGGACAAUUUGGAAGCUUUGUGCCUUCUUUCUUGCGCAGAUGGACAGGUACCAUUGAGGAAGGUGACGUAUUCAUGACCAACGACGUUUACGAGGUUGACGGCGCCAUCAGCCAUUUGAACGACGUCAUUGUUCUUUUGCCAAUAUUCUACGCCGGCAAGCUGGUGGGUUGGGCAGCUAACUUUGGUCAUUUGACUGAUGUUCAGGGGAAGGUCCCGGGUAGCAUGUCUGUUAAUGCAACCACUGUUUUCGAGGAUGGUAUCCAGAUCCCUCUAUUAAAACUUUAUCGCAAGGGUCAAUAUAACGAGGAUAUUAUGACACUGCUCUGCCGUAACUCUCGGCAGCCCGACUGGAUGCGAAGCGAUAUCACUGCACUUGUUACUGCAGUACGUACAGCGGCAGAGCGUGUCUGCGAGCUCCAUGACAGGUACGGAGCGGAGGUCUACAAGGCCGCAUGCGACAGCCUUCUCGAGCAGAACCGAUCAGCUAUCUCCAAGAUUAUCGACACAAAACUUGGCAGUGACCCAACUGAGUUCACCGACUUUGUGGAUGAUGAUGGACAUGGAUAUGGGCCAUACGCUGUGAAAUGCACAAUGCAGAAAAAGGAAGACGGAAAGCUUCAUUUUGACUGGCAUGGCACAAGCCCUCAAAGUGAAACGGGAAUUAACUUCUACCUUUCUGAAACCAUGUUUAAAAUGUUUAUCGGUUACUACCUCUUGGCAGCUUAUGAUCCUUAUUGUGUUGUGAAUGAUGGCUUCCAUGACUUACUCGAAAUUCACCUCCACGAAGGUUCGGUGCUUAAACCUGUUCGGCCUGCACCCCUGAGCUGCCGGACCCAUUUCCUUGGGAGAAUCCUGGAUGUUCUUCAAGCAUUGUUUGGCCAGAGGAAUCCCACAUUUAUGGCUGCUGCAGGUUUUUCCGACAGUCCUCACUUUUUUUACUCUGGCUUCAAGCCAUCCGGCGAAUGGUUCCAGCUUUACCAGAUUGGCUUCGGUGGUGUCCCAGCAAGGCCAAUUGGAGAUGGGCCCGAUUGCCACUGCCUUUUCCCGGCAAUGAAGUCGAUUCCCACGGAAAGCUUGGAAUUCAACUAUCCGCUCCGACUCGAAGCGAACGAAUCUGUAGCGGACUCGGGUGGUGCUGGGUUCUAUCGCGGCGGCAACGCACAGCGCACUGUGUAUCGAUUCCUCAGCGCUGGAGAGUUUAGCAUCCACGACGAUAGAUGGUUUACCAAACCGUGGGGCGUAAACGGCGGAAAACCAGGAAGCCGAUCAAGAAAGGUCAUUUAUUAUUAUUCCAAAGAUCCGCAGAAUCCGCCAACGAAGGUCCUCCAGAGCAAAUGUGAUCAUAUCCGCGUUGCGCCCGGGGACUUGCUUGAAUGGAUCACUUGGGGUGGUGGUGGGCUAGGUGAUCCGCUCACAAGGCCGGCGGAGAAAGUGGCAUUGGAAGUGCAUCGAAAAUCAGUCACGCUCGAGGGGGCUCGCAAAAAUUACGGUGUGGUGGUGAAUCCGUCGGAUUAUUCCGUUGACCAGAGUGCUACGGAUGCCCUCAGGGCAGAAAUCAAAGCUGCAAGGGCGUCAGACAAGCUUGAGCUCUUUGAUCGUGGUGGGACAUUAGCUGAACUGCGUGCUUCUUGCCUCGAAGAAACUGGCCUGUCUCCCCCCAUCCCUCAGUGGGACAAGGAUCCCUAUGGCCCACAUGUUGCUGUUCCAUACGUGAAGGACUGGUUCAAGUUGAUGAGGGAGAAGGGCGAAUGGGUCGGAUUGUAA
Molecule: messenger RNA, 4083 nt
Organism: Histoplasma capsulatum G186AR
Lineage: Eukaryota; Fungi; Ascomycota; Eurotiomycetes; Onygenales; Ajellomycetaceae
Product: 5-oxoprolinase
Exons: 6
Coding region: 1-4083 (1360 amino acids)
Biological process (GO): glutathione metabolic process
Cellular component (GO): cytosol
Molecular function (GO): 5-oxoprolinase (ATP-hydrolyzing) activity
Source: RefSeq, a predicted model, not a curated record